This is a messenger RNA of Vicugna pacos (alpaca), 1907 nucleotides long. The record is from RefSeq and is a predicted model, not a curated record. Lineage: Eukaryota; Metazoa; Chordata; Mammalia; Artiodactyla; Camelidae.
UGCCGCCGCUACCGCCUCGCGACGAUCGUCAACUUCUUGGCGCUCGGGCUGGAGCCGGGGCGCGACGUGGACUUGGAGCAGCUGGAGCAGAAGAGCUGCCUGGAUGGCUGGGAGUUCAGCCAGGACGUCUACUUGUCCACCAUUGUGACUGAGUGGAAUCUGGCGUGUGAGGAUGAUUGGAAGACGCAGCUCACCAUCUCCCUGUUCUUCGUAGGCGUGCUCCUCGGGUCCUUUAUGUCCGGGCAGCUGUCAGACAGGUUUGGCAGGAAGACCAUCCUCUUCAUAACCAUGGCUGUGCAGACUGGCUUCAGCUUCCUGCAGAUUUUUUCCAUUAACUGGGAGAUGUUCACCGUAUUAUUUGUCAUCGUCGGCAUGGGCCAGAUCUCCAACUAUGUGGUGGCCUUCAUACUAGGAGCAGAAAUUCUUGGCAAGUCAGUUUGUAUUAUAUUCUCUACGUUAGGAGUGUGCACAUUUUUUGCAGUUGGCUACAUGCUGCUGCCACUGUUUGCUUACUUCAUCAGAGACUGGUGGAUGCUGCUGCUGGUGCUGACAGUGCCGGUGCUGUGUGUCCCGCUGUGGUGGGUUUAUUACUGAUCUCCCCGGUGGCUGAUAUCCCAGAGAAGAUUUAAAGAAGCUGAAGAUACCAUCCAAAAAGCUGCAAAAGUGAACAACGUAGCUGUCCCAGUCAUGGUUUUUGAUCCUAUGGAGGUAAACAUAGUUUCUGUGCUUAAGGAGCAGAGAAUUCAUUCUUUUGUCAUUUUUGUCUUUUUUCUCUUGACUUUCAGGAUGCUAACCUCAGUGGGUUACUUUGCUCUGUCUCUCAACACUCCUAAUUUACAUGGCGAUGCCUACCUGAACUGUUUCUUCUCUGCCUUGAUUGAAGUUCCAGCUUACGUUACAGCCUGGCUGCUACUUCAAACCCUGCCCAGGUGUUAUGUCAUAGCUGGAGUACUGCUUUUUGCAGGAGGUGUGCUUCUCUUAAUUCAAUUGGUACCUGCAGAUUACAACUUCUUGUCCAUUGGUCUGGCCAUGUUAGGAAAAUUCGGGAUCACCUCUGCCUUCUCCAUGCUGUAUGUCUUCACUGCAGAGCUCUACCCAACCCUGGUCAGGAACAAGGCUGUGGGGAUCACGUCCAUGGCCUCCAGAGUGGGCAGCAUCAUUGCUCCCUACUUUGUUUACCUUGGUGCUUACAACAGAGUUCUGCCCUACAUCCUCAUGGGAAGCCUGACUGUCCUGAUUGGAAUCAUCACCCUUUUUUUCCCUGAAAGUGGAAUGACUCUACCAGAGACCUUAGAGCAGAUGCAGAAAGUGAAAGGGUUCAGGUUUGGGAAAAAAACAAAAGAUUCCAUGGAGAAAGAAGAAAAUCCCAAAGUUCUAGUAACUUCAUUCUGAUAAAAAUUUCUAUUCUAUUUGGUGGGAGUGAAAAACAGAUUCAUAAGAUUAAGAAGAAACUAGAGCCUUUCCUGAUGAAAUGGACUGAUGAUAAGAAUUAACACUAAAAUGGACCUUGCUGUUGAGUAAUGCUUGUCAUAUAACAAACUCUGGACCACUCUUCCAGAUAAGCUCCUUAUUUUAUAAGCCAAACCAUUUCUAGAGAGUCCUCCUUAGUAAUUAUAAUUAAUUCAAUGAAAUGGGUUUGUAAGAUAUUGUGAAAAUGUGUUGAUCAAAGACUGGUAAAUCCGUAUAAAGAUUAACACUCAUUUCCAAAUACAAAUACUAUCCAAAUAAAAAAAAAUCAUUGUGUUAACGCAACUGUCAGGAGGCAACACGUGUGUGUGUGUGUGUGUAUAAGUGAACAAACACAUUCACAGUCACAGCAGUUUUUGAAAUGAACUCAUAUAGUGGUGUAACCAAAUGAUUAAAUGCAAUAUUCCUACCCAGAAAAUUUUAUACACUCCUUUGAGAGG